AUGUUUAGGGCUGGAAGGAAGCAGCUUUGGAAGCAGAGCAUUGGUAGAGUUAUAAAGCAAAAGCUUAUAGAAGAGAGGGAGGCAAAACGUGCUCGACUAGAUGGCAGGCACAGUUACUUACUGGAUAUCGUUGUUUCUUGUGUGAAUCUGGACAAAGCAGAAGUAGAAGAUGCUAUUCUUGAUGGCAACCAGAUAGAGCGUAUUGACAAAUUCCUGGCCCCUGGAGGUCUGCGUCAUCUGGUGUUCUAUUAUCAAGAUGUGGAGGCAACAGAUACAGGAAUGAACUCUCAUUUGACAAAGAAGACAAAAACUAAAGUAUUCGUGACAGAGGGAAAAGAAAUUGCAUUAACUGGUGUAUGCAUUUUCUUCAUUAGAUGUAGUCUUUUUAAACCCAUCACAACUGAGAAUAUCUAUCAGGAAGUGAAUUUUAAUAUGAUGAAUGUAGGUCAAGAUGGCUUACUAAAAAGUGUUGAGGAGUUGAUAUCAGAAGUCUUCAUUCCAGCCUUGCAGACUAUGGACCAUGACUGGGUUGAGCUUGGUGAAACUCAACAGGCUUCCAGUGUUAAGCAGGACAUCCUUUGUUCCCUCAAAGCAUUUGUUAGUGUGCUAUCAGGAACUCAGCAAAGUCUGUUGGAAAAGAUCAGCCUGAAGAAAUGUGAAACGUAUGAUCUGAAAACUCUAAGAGGACCUUCAGAUUACCUGAUGGUUGCUAACAGCAUAGAUACUCUUGAAAGAAUAGAAGUCUGCAUGAAAGGAUGGAUCAAACAAAUUGAACAGGUUCUUGCAGAAAAUGACCAGCUGAGGAAGGAAGCUGAUGACCUUGGACCACGAGCAGAGCUUGAUUACUGGAAAAAGAUAUUGUCAAAAUUCAGCUACCUUACGGAGCAGCUGAGGAGCCCAGAUGUGAAGGCAGUGCUUGGAGUACUCACCGCUGCUAAAUCCAAACUGCUGAAGAACUGGCGAGUGUUGGAUAUUUGCAUAACAGAUGCAGCAAAUGAAGCUAAAGAUAAUGUCAAGUAUCUGUAUUCUCUGGAAAAAUGUUGUGACCCACUAUAUAACAGGGAUCCUGUGUCCAUGCUGGAUGCUAUUCCAGGACUCAUAAAUGCAAUUAAAAUGAUUCAGAGUAUCUCUCAGUAUUACAACACAUCUGAAAAGAUAUCCUUGCUGUUUGUGAAGGUGACCAAUCAGAUGAUCACAGCAUGUAAAUCUUACAUUACAAACAACAAUACGGCCACUAUCUGGAAUCAACCUCAGGAGAGAGUUAUGGAAAAGCUACAAGCAGCCAUUAAGCUUAAACAGGAGUAUCAAAAUUGCUUUCACAAGACAAAAGAGAAAUUGAAACGAAAUCCAGCUGAAAGACAGUUUGAUUUUAGUGAGAUGUAUAUCUUUGGAAAAUUUGAAACCUUUCAUCGGCGUUUGGUAAAGAUAAUGGAUGUUUUCAAUACUAUGAAAACCUACUCAGUUCUACAGGAGUCUAAGAUAGAGGGGUUGGAAGGAAUGAUCACAAAAUAUGAGAGCAUUGUCGACAUCAUGAAGAAAGGACAUUACAAUUUCUUGGAUCAACGGAAUACUGAUUUCGACCACGACUAUGAAGAGUUUUGCAAAGGCAUAAAUGAUCUUCAUGAUCAGUUAAGGAAGUUCAUGGACGUCACUCUGGAAAAUACUCUGAACACUGAAAGAGCAUUGAAUAUGUUGAAGAAAUUUGAAAGGUUACAAAUCCCGAAUCUUGGCAUUGAUGAAAAGUAUCAGAAAAUAUUUCAAAACUAUGGCCAUGACAUAGAAACAGUCUGUAAGAUCUACACUAGGCAGAAGCAGGACCCUCCACUGGCUCGUAAUCUGCCUCCAAUAGCUGGUAAGAUCUUGUGGGCUCGCCACCUAUUCCAUAGGAUCCAGGAGCCCAUGGAGUCUUUCCAGCAGCACCCAGCUCUUCUCCAGACACCAGAUGGCAAGCGCAUAAUCCACAACUACAACAAAGUAGCAAAAGUUCUUGUGGAGUUUGAGGUGAUCUACCACAGGGGAUGGCUUCAGCAGAUUGAAUUCACUAGAACAGGACUUCAGGCAUCUCUCUUGGUAAAAGCUCCGGAAACAGGAGAAUUAUUAGUGAAUUUUGACUCUCAAAUAUUAACUUUAAUCAGAGAAACAGAUUGCAUGGCUCACAUGUGCCUUGAAAUCCCGCCAUCUGCAAGUAUUAUUCAACAGAAGAGAGACUGGUAUAAGAAGAUUGUCAACAAUUUGCAUGUGAUGCUGGCAGAAUAUAAAAGAAUCAAAAUGAAAAUACAGCCCCCUGUUGAACAACUGAUGGCUCCUUGGUUAGCGGAUGUAGAUGAUGCUAUCCAGCCAGGUCUAGUGUUGCUGACCUGGACAUCUUUGAAUAUUGAGAAAUAUACCAAUACAGUUUUUUACAAGCUGGCUGGUCUGGAGUUGUUGCUUGAUCGAGUGAAUGACUUGAUUGAAUUUCGUAUUGAUGCUGUCCUUCAAGAAAUGAAUAGAGUGCCACUUUGUAAGUUGCCAGAAGAUGAACCACUGAGCUGUGAGGAAUUUCUCCAGAUGACUAAGGAGCUCUGUAUAAAAGGUUCUCGGAUUUUACAUUUAAAAAGCUCACUGGUGGAAGAUGCAGCUAAUGAGCUGAUUAACAUGUUACUGGACACUGAGGUACAGGUCCAAAAAGAACAGUCAGUUGUGCCCGCUGGUGAAUUAAGGGAGAAAAAUACAGCAACAGAAGAGGAAAGAAGAUCAAAAAGCUUGACUUCCUCCCACAAUUCCAGUGAGAUAAGGGCUGGACUAUCUCCUCCAGCAAAGAGGAAGAGAAUGGAUUUAGAAGUGUUAGAGGAAGAAGCUAAUGAACUACUUUCUUACUUCAAUCAGUGUAAUGUUGAUGCCCUUUUGAAAGUCACUCGGAACACUCUGGAGACCAUACGCAAGCGCAUCCACACAUCUUCCCUGAUCAGCUUCUUAGAAAAUCACAAUGCUUCUAAGCAGAAAAAGAGUGCUCAUCCUAUAAUUAGGACUAAUAUUAACCUAUCUAUCCCUAACAUCAUCAUGACACCCUCUUUGGAUGAGGUACAGCAGACACUUAAUAAAGCUGUAGACGGCAUUGUGAAAGUAAUGAAAGGAGUUGGACAGUGGAGUGAGGAGAGAAUAUCCAAGAAGAAAAUGUUAGAAAGGAAAGCAGCUGUGUUGCGGUGUGAGAGCAGAGACAAUGAUUCUGAUGAUGGAAUAAAAGAGAUUGGAAAGAAAAACAUUCAUGAUAGUGUGUCAGAUGCAGCAUCACUCAGCUUGUCUGAUCCAGUGCAAAGUCAGAACUACUUCAAGAGUGUUUCGGAGAACAAAGAAAUUAUUAAAUUAGUAUCUUUACUCAGCACUGCUAUUAAUUCUACAAAAAGGGAAGUUCUUGCAGCUUUGGAGAGUUUUAGUUGUUACCACCAUAUAUGGCAGAGGGACAAGGAGGAAACUAUUGGUAAAUUAGUGAUGGGAAACCCAUUACUCUCUUUUGAAUCUGAAAUUCUGCAUUUCCAAGAGUUGGAGCUGAAGAUCAAUUCUGAGCCUGAAUACAUCCGCGUGGGAGCUGUUGCACUGUACACUGCUGAUCUGAAACUAGCACUGAGAGCAGAAACCAAAGCCUGGGUGACUUUGUUGGGGUAUCAUUGUAAUAAGAAGUACCAAACGGAGAUGGAAGCAAUUUUCACUUUCAUAGAGGAAACUGGCAAGAAGCUCAAUCGCCCUAUCAAGGACCUGGAUGAUAUAAGAAGAGCCAUGUCAGCUUUGAAAGAGAUCAGAGAGCUACAGAUCUCCAUAGACUCUCAAGUUGGACCCAUUGAGGAAUCCUAUGCUAUGUUAAACAAAUAUGAUCUGCUUGUAGCCAAGGAAGAGACAGAGAAGGUGGACACUUUGCACUACACUUGGGAAAAACUGCUAGCCCGUGCGAAUGAAGUGCAGGAUGAGCUCAUUGCUUUGCAGCCAAACUUCAGAGAAGAGCUUGUGAGCACUGUGAAGAGUUUUACUGAAGAUUGUGCACAGUUCUAUAAAGAUUACAAUCAGAAUGGGCCAAUGGUGGUUGGUUUAGAGCCUCAGGAAGCCAGUGACAGGCUUACUAUGUUUCAGACUCGAUUUGAUAACCUUUUCCGGAAAUAUAUUACCUGUACUGGUGGGGAAGUUCUUUUUGGUUUGCCUGUUACUCAGUAUCCUCAGCUGCUUGAAAUAAAGAAGCAACUGAAUCUGUUACAGAAACUCUAUAACCUAUAUAACAAUGUCAUUCACACAGUCAGUGGCUACUAUGAUAUUCUUUGGUCAGAAUUAGACAUUGGAAAAAUUAACAAUGAACUUCUAGAGUUUCAGAACAGAUGCUGUAAGCUUCCUCGUGGUGUAAAGGAGUGGCAGGCCUUUUUUGACCUAAAGAAGACCAUUGAGGACUUCAGUGAAUGUUGCCCAUUGCUUGAGCGUAUGCUGAGCAAAGCAAUGAUGCCUCGGCACUGGAAGCGCAUUACAGAUCUCACUGAACACAGCUUUGAUGUGGAAAGUGAAACAUUCAAACUGAGGAAUAUAAUGGAAGCUCCACUAUUAAAAUAUAAAGAGGAAAUAGAGGAUAUUUGCAUAAGUGCUGUGAAGGAGAGAGACAUUGAGCAGAAGUUGAAACAAGUGAUAGCUGAAUGGGACAACAAAACAUUUGUCUUCACAAACUUCAAAACCCGUGGGGAACUUCUUUUAAGAGGUGACAGCACAUCAGAAACAAUUGCUACUAUGGAGGACAGCUUGAUGAUUCUUGGCUCUCUCAUGAAUAACAGAUACAACACACCCUUCAAGGCACAGAUUCAGAAAUGGGUGCACUAUCUUUCCAACACAACUGACAUCAUUGAGAACUGGAUGACUGUGCAGAAUUUGUGGAUUUAUUUAGAAGCUGUUUUUGUUGGCGGUGACAUAGCAAAGCAGCUUCCAAAGGAAGCAAAGCGUUUCUCUAACAUUGAUAAAUCCUGGGUGAAGAUCAUGACCCGAGCUCAUGAAACGCCUAAUGUUGUUCAGUGCUGCAUUGGAGAUGAAAUCAUGGGACAGUUACUACCACAUUUACUAGAACAGCUUGAAAUCUGUCAGAAAUCACUCACAGGGUACCUGGAGAAAAAACGCCUCCUAUUUCCACGAUUCUUCUUUGUGUCAGAUCCUGCUCUCUUAGAAAUUCUUGGCCAGGCAUCAGACUCUCACAAUAUACAGGCACAUCUGCUGAAUGUUUUUGACAACAUUAAAACUGUGAGGUUCCAUGAAAAGAUAUAUGAUUGUAUAUUGUCAAUCAGUUCACGAGAGGGUGAGGCUGUAGAGCUGACUAGACCUGUAAUGGCCGAAGGUAAUGUGGAAGUUUGGCUCAAUUCUCUGUUGAAGGAAUCCCAGCUGUCACUGCAUCACGUUAUUCGCCAGGCAGCGGCACACAUCCAGGAAACUAGUUUCCAGCUGACUGAAUUUCUUUCUACUUAUCCAGCCCAGGUUGGGUUGUUGGGAAUCCAAAUGAUUUGGACAAGGGACUCAGAAGAAGCUUUGGCUAACGCCAGGUAUGAUAAAAAAAUUAUGCAAAAGACAAACCAGUUUUUCCUGGAUCUUCUAAACACGCUGAUAGAUAUGACAACAAAAGACCUUAGCCCAGUCGAGCGAGUUAAAUAUGAGACAUUAAUCACUAUUCAUGUGCAUCAGCGGGACAUUUUUGAUGGUCUGUGCUGCAUGCAUAUCAAGAGCUCUACAGAUUUCGAGUGGCUGAAACAGUGUAGAUUUUAUUUUAAUGAAGACUCCGAUAAAAUGAUGAUUAAGAUCACUGAUGUGAGUUUCACAUACCAGAAUGAAUUCUUGGGCUGUACUGACAGGCUUGUCAUAACGCCUCUUACAGACAG
Merops nubicus (carmine bee-eater) is the source of this 5867-nucleotide messenger RNA. Its product is annotated as dynein heavy chain 5, axonemal-like. The record is from RefSeq and is a predicted model, not a curated record. The annotation marks the transcript as partial. Gene Ontology annotation, cellular component: dynein complex. NCBI's taxonomy places the organism in Eukaryota, Metazoa, Chordata, Aves, Coraciiformes, Meropidae. Gene Ontology annotation, biological process: microtubule-based movement. The transcript has 35 exons. Gene Ontology annotation, molecular function: dynein light intermediate chain binding; minus-end-directed microtubule motor activity; dynein intermediate chain binding.